Molecule: messenger RNA, 3372 nt
Organism: Symbiodinium natans
Lineage: Eukaryota; Dinophyceae; Suessiales; Symbiodiniaceae
Source: the annotation of a GenBank genome assembly
AUGUUGGUUCCAUUUUACCGAAAGUUGGGCUUCACCGACAGGGAGUGCUUGGCUGCAAGCCUGCUUUUUGCAUGUCAUCCUGUCCACGUGGAAGCCGUGGCAAGUCUCGUCGGACGUGCUGAACUUCUUGCCGCCUUUUGCUCCGUUUUGAGCAUUCUGUUGUGGUCAUCGUCCAACAAGCUAUGGCCGCUUUCGAUGCUGUCAGGUUCAUUGGCUCUCCUUUGCAAGGAGACGGCUGCGGUCGUGGCUUUGCCGAUGUGUGCCGUCAUUCAGACUCUGGCAUGCCUGGGUAAGCGAUCCAAGAGAUGGAACCUCCUGAAGGCGGUGCUGCCCUUGGUGCUCUUGGCUGUGCUACUGGUGGCACGGGUUUCGUUGCACGGUGGCUUUCAGUCCCGUCCCUUUCUGCAUCCUGAGUCGAACCCUGCUGCUUUCGCGGAGAGCAGGAUGACGCAGAUCCUCAGCUUGCACUUCUACCUCUACAGGCAUUUGAUGCUGCUGCUGUGGCCUUAUCCACUUUGCUGUGACUGGAGCUAUGGGUCUAUUCCCCUCCUGGACAGUUUUUCAGAUCUUCGAAGUUUCGUACCGUUUGGCGUCAUCUACGGCCUUCCCAUAGCCCUAUUGCGGCUUGCCAGUACCCGAGAGAGUUUGGAUGCCCCAUCUCGGUCCUACCACCGAGGGCUCAUGUUGUCCAGUGUUCUGCUGGCUGUUUCGAUUUUGCCGUUUUCGAACAUUCUCUUCACUGUGGGAUUUACUGUCGCCGAGCGGGUGCUGUACAUACCAUCCAUAGCAGCAUGUGCCAUCAUGGGCCGAUUAUUUUGCGUAUGUCUCCCAGCAGCUUGGCCAGUGAAGAGCAGCCUCGGCAGGUAUGUCAACACUCUUCUUUUCUUUGCAUGGUGUGGAAAUUGGACACUUAACUGCUUGAAUCAAAGUCUGGUGUGGCGGUCAGCAGAGUCGCUUUACCGUGCUGGCAUUGAUGCAAAUCCACGCAACGAGAAGCUGCAUGAUCUCUUGGCUACCAGGCUUCAAAACAGCGGUGGGAACCUUGAGGAGGCUUUGUGGCAUACUGAGCAGGCCAUCCAUCUCAAUCCGGAGUACUGGCAUGCCCAUGCCACAUUAGGCCAGCUCAGAUCGAGCGCGGGCGACAAGUCAGCUGCCAUUGCCAGCUACCAGAGGGCAUUGAUGUUGGCUGACAGACAGCAGCUAGAUGAUGUAUCAGAUGCACCAAAAGUUCGGCUUAACCUGGCAGUUCAACUCCAAGAUGUAGAUCGGAAUGCUGCUGACUGGCACUUUCGCCGCCUUUGCUCUCUACCAGGCUCAGACCCACUGAGGGCCAUGGGCCUUGUUGUUUUUGGUGCGUUUCUGGAAUCCGGAGCCCGUGGCAAACGUGAGCCUCUUGAAGAAGCUGCGCACAUGUACGAGGAGGCUCUCAAGUCUGUCGCCUUCGAGCAGAAGAGUGCCACCCACUUGCGCCUGGGCUCCGUCCUCCGCAGGCUCUCCAGGCUUUCUAAUCUUUCUACUUCUGGCCUCGACAGACUUGAGGAAGACUCUAGCCGGCGUCGCUGUGCCUCCAAGAGCCCGCCUCCUGAACAGCCUCGCGGUCUGGGUAGAUGGUGGCGGGUAUGGAAGUGUGUGAAAGAGUCGACGAAGACAGAGGACCAUUGCGAGAAGGAGAUCGACCUCGUUGUGCUGGAGCCCAAUUCUUCAAGCUGCCCGCGCUUGGGCGCAAUAGCCACGAUGGCGAAGGUCUGGCAGCGCCUUCAGGCAUGUCUAGCGAAGGUGGGAGCUCUGCAAGAUGCUGCCUCCACACGAAGCCCCUGGCCACUGCCACAUUCGGAGUCUAUGGCCAUACGGCAAAUGCAGCGAGGCCUUGAACUUGCACCUGCUUCGAUGGCACAGUCACUGGAUCCUGGCGCGCGAAAGCGGAGGGAAGCCCUUGCUGUGGUUAGUGCCCGUUUGGUGAGCGAGGGGCGCAUGUCUGAAGCCUCUCGGCUGCUGUCGCCCCACGACCCCACGGCUGCGCUCACAGUGAUGGCAGACGAGCAGUUGAAGGGUGGCGACCCAUCCGUGGCCCUGGACGCGUAUAAGGCAUCCAAGUCGCAAAACCUAUUUGGGGAUGGCAGAAUCGCUGCAGAAGCUGGGCGGCUGCAGCUCAUCACCGACAAUUGGCAAAUCAGUUGCCAGAGAACAAGCGGGGAAAACUCGCCAAAUGAGCUGAGCGAUUCCUGUUACAUCCUGUUAGCACUGUUGCACUUCCAGACGUCAUGGCUGGAGGAAGAGGUCUUUACACCAACCGUCCCAGCACUCCUUCGCAGGCUCAAGUAUUGGCAUGUAGUGGCCACAGUUGGCCGUCAUUUAGACACGGUGGUUCCCCUGCUUGGAUGCCCUUUGCGGGUCCUCGGGUUGAACGUCAGUGUGCAGGUGAUAACUUACAACCGCCCUGCCCUUCUGCUAGAAGCACUUUGCCAGAUCGAAGCUCAAGACUAUCCCGGAGAGCUCGAGGUGUUAAUCCUCGAUGACAGCAGUACGAGCAGUGAGACAGACAUCAGGCGUUUUGCAGAAAGUUCGCGACAUGACAUCCAGUACCGCUUCUUAUCCCAGCGUCUCAGCAUUGGCGAGAAGAGGAACCUGGCAGCUUCAUCGACCAGCGCAGACUUCAUCUGCACUUGGGAUGACGACGACAUUUACACACUGGACCGUGUGCGGCUGCAAGCAGAGUUUUUGAGCCGCAACCCGCGCUGCAACUGUGCCACGAUCGAGAGGCGUUUCUUCUAUUGGCUGGAGGAAGGCACGCUGAGAGGAUGUCGAGACAUGCAGUUUUUGCCUCUGGAGAACACGCUUUGCUUUCGCCGACGAUGGUUUGAGGCAGGGCGACGCUUCGAUAACGGAAGCUUGAAUGAGGGUCUCGGACUUCUUCGUGGCGCUAGAGGCGUGAAGCAUCCAGGAAGGCUUGGUAUAUUGCCGAUGUCUGCGGAAGAGUUGCCUUUCCUGUACGUGAAACACAGCGGUUCAAUGACUGGUGGUGAAGAUGUCCAUGCAGAAGCAGGAGCUUCACCAGGCGCAGAGCCCUCGCUGCUGCCCCUGGUGCGUGCUUUCUGUCUGCAACGAUUUCCGCAGUUGCCUUCUUGCCGGUAUCACUCGCGCAUCCUUGGAGAUGUGGGUGACCUCUUGAGAGAGCUGGUGGCCAGGGAUCUGAAGAACAUGCGAGAAGAAGAAGAUGCCAUGCAGGCUGCCAGCUAUCUGGAGGCUUUGACGGGGCAGAGGUCAGAAUGUACGUCCCUUCAAGGACUGAUCGAUGGCAUUGAGGACUUUCAGGCAGCUCUUGUGACAGGGCAAUGUCCUCAGCAGCCUGCAGAGGAAAAGGAAAAUGCGUGA